AUGAAAGAUUUUCUGACUAGUAAAAGGGCUUUUAAUGAGGUAGAGACUGUAGAUUUCACUAAAGAAUGUAGUGCUUUACUACAAAAUAAAUCUCCACCAAAAUUAAAGGACCCUGGAAGUUUUUCUAUACCUUGUCAUAUUGGUAAUGUCUUCAUAGAUAAAGCUUUAUGUGAUUUGGGUGCCAGUGUUAGUGUCAUGCCAUCGUCUAUUUGUGCAAAACUUAAUAUGGGUGACUUAAAAGUGACUAACAUUACCCUACAAAUGGCAGAUCGUUCUGUUAAAUAUCCCUUAGGUAUUUUAGAGGACGUUCCUGUUAGAGUGGGAAAAUUUUAUAUCCCCGUUGAUUUUGUAGUUUUGGACAUGGCUGAGGAUACGCAAAUUCCUAUAAUUUUAGGGAGACCUUUUCUCCACACUGCAGGAGCUAUUAUUGAUGUGAAAAAUGGAAAACUAACCCUUUCUGUAGGAGAUGAUAAUAUUACUUUUAAUUUAGGGAAGGUUUUAAAAGGUCCUAUGAUUAAGGAAGAUUGCUCUAGUAUUGAAGUUAUUGAUGUGAUUGACAUUAUUUGUGAAGAUAGCUUACCACAGGUUCUUGCAAGAGAUCCCUUGGAGGAAAGCAAAGAAGUGGAUUCUAUAGAGGCAGCUCUCUCCCUUGAAGAGCUUGGCCCUAAAGAAAAUUUGAAGGAAUUACACCCAGUGAUCAUCAGUACUGCACUUGAUGAACCACAGAUUUCCCAACUCUUAACGGAGAACCACAAGCCAUGUAUUCAACCUCAGAGAAGGUUGAAUCCUAAUAUGCAAGAAGUAGUUAAGAAAGAGGUGAUGAAAUUACUUGAUGCAGAGGGAGUAGUUCUUGGUCAUAUCGUAUCUGAUAAAGGUAUACAAGUUGAUAAAACUAAGAUUUCUAUGAUUGAGCAAUUGCCUCCACCAGUUAAUGUUAAGGGGGUUAGAAGUUUCUUAGGCCAUGCGGGAUUUUAUCGCCGUUUCAUCAAAGAUUUUUCUAAAAUUGCUAAACCACUAACUCAGCUUUUGUUGAAGGAUGCCCCUUUUGAUUUUACUAAUGAGUGUCUUGAGUCUUUUAACAGGAUUAAGCAAGCUCUAAUAUCAGCACCUAUCAUAUGUGCUCCCGAUUGGAAUUUACCUUUUGAGAUUAUGUGUGAUGCUAGUGAUUUUGCAGUUGGAGCCGUGUUAGGACAAAGAAAGAACAAAGUUCUACAUGUUGUUUAUUAUGCUAGUAAAACUUUGGAUGAAGCCCAAGUCAAUUAUGCUACCACAGAGAAGGAGUUUCUUGCUGCAGAAACAAAGCCUAGGCUUCUCCGUUGGGUUCUCUUGCUCCAAGACUUUGAUGUGGAAAUUAAAGAUAAAAAGGGAGCAGAGAAUGUUGUAGCAGAUCACUUGUCUAGGAUCAGAUAUGAUGGUGGUAAAUAUUCUCUCCCUAUAGACGAUUCCUUUCCUGAUGAUCACUUGUUCUCAGUUGUAGAGCAACACCCUUGGUGUGUUCCCGAAUGGGAAGUCCACGGAGUACUCACUAGCUGCCACAAUUCCCCCUAUGGUGGACAUCAUGGCCCUGCUAAGAUAGUCGCCAAGAUAAACGAGUCAGGAUUUUAUUGGCCUACCAUGUUCAAGGAUGCUCAGGCCUUUGUCAUAGCUUGUGAUUCCUGCCAGAGGACUGGAAACAUCUCGCGGCGGCAUGAGAUGCCCCAAACAAGUAUCUUAGAAGUUGAAAUUUUUGAUGUUUGGGGUAUUGAUUAUAUGGGUCCCUUUCCCUCCUCAAAAGGGAAUCGUUAUAUACUUGUUGUCGUUGAUUAUGUCUCUAAGUGGGUAGAAGUCGUUGCCACACCAACCAAUGAUUCCAAAGUGGUUCACAAAUUAUUUAAGAAAAUCAUCUUUCCUAGAUUUGGAGUCCCUAGAGCCGUAAUUAGUGAUGGAGGAUCUCACUUUCAUGAGAGGAAGUUAGACACCCUUCUGAAAAAGUACGGAGUAUACCAUAGAACAGAUUUAGCCUACCAUCCCCAAACUAGUGGGCAAGUAGAGGUUUCAAACCGUGAAAUUAAAGCUAUUCUGCAGAAAGUGGUAGCAAAGUCUAGGAAGGAUUGGAGUGAUAAGUUAGAUGACACCCUUUGGGCAUAUAGAACUGCAUUUAAGACCCCUAUUGGAAAGUUGAAGUCAAGGUGGUCAGGUCCUUUCACUGUUAAAAGGACAAAUAAAUUCGGUUCUGUUGAAUUAUAUGAUGAUCGUGGUGGUCUAUUUAAGGUAAAUGGUCAACGAUUGAAAUUCUAUCACGACGGGGCUACGAUAGAGUGGUUAGUCAGAGUCGACAGGGAGUACAUCCCUGUUUUCCCCCUCCCUAACCCUGAGUUGACAGCUUUUCCCCCUGGGCAAGAGUCGUAUACCUACGACAUUCUACUUGCUCACGCACGGGGUUUGCCCCGGCAUCCACCACGUGCCUCACCUCGUCCACCAUCACCUCCACAGCCUCACUAUGAGGCACCACCACCUCCACCUCAGGUACCUCGACCCCGACCCACACCAGAUUCCGAGACUAUUUGGGAUUUACAGAGUAUAGGUCAGGCCAUAGGCAGGGUAGAGCAGUCCCAAGGUGACCAGAGGCGGAUGGUUGGCUCUAUUGACCAACGGUUAGGGUAUGUUGAGAGGAACCAAGGUAGAGCCCUUUAUCCUAUGUAUGAUGAUUAUGCUCGUCGGGGUGCUAUUCCCGAUAAUGUUGUUUACCUUGACUGGGGGGAUGUUCACCCUAACUAUUUUGGUGGCGGUUCUUCUGGUGGUGCAGGUGGAAGUGGCGGUGGGUCUGGCCAGAUGGAUGAAGAUGGAGAUGAUUAG
Molecule: messenger RNA, 2835 nt
Organism: Chenopodium quinoa (quinoa)
Lineage: Eukaryota; Viridiplantae; Streptophyta; Magnoliopsida; Caryophyllales; Amaranthaceae
Exons: 10
Coding region: 1-2835 (944 amino acids)
Biological process (GO): DNA integration
Molecular function (GO): nucleic acid binding
Source: RefSeq, a predicted model, not a curated record